AUGUCAACCAAAGAGCCAAUAUACGAGGAAAUCCUGUCUGGAGAUUCAUUCUCAUCUGUAGAGGGUCACAACUCUAGUACUCAACGCACUCAGGUUCAAGUUUUGCCUUUAACUCUUUCGUCGCUGCUGUCUGUGGUCCUCGGCAUCAGCUGCAUCUACUUCUGGAGCCACAACAGCUGUGAAACACAGUAUCAAUAUAGUUAUCCGACGGAAUGGUGUAAGUCACAUUUGAAAUUUCAAAGACCUAUGUUAAACAUGAUAGCCCCUGCUAGGUCGGUUCUCGGGAUCAAAAGAGAUGUAAUCUACACGAGUGCGUUGCGAUAUAAUGACACAUCCGGUGAAAUUUAUCGCGACUUCGAUCCCGCAGCACCGCAAUACGCAGGAGACCCUUCGCCAGCAAUCGAUGAAGCGUGGGGAAAGCUUUUAAGUGGUCAAUAUCUUGUAGUGCCUCCAGAGAUCGCGAUGAAAAUGGAUGACCCAGUCCCCAUCAGUGACACGUAUCUAGCAGAAGUUGAAGUAAUGCAUUCAUUGCAUUGCUUGAACGCCAUUCGGAAGGCCCUGAAUCCAGAAUAUUAUGAAAGGCACAGUAGCCACAAGUUUCCGGAAGGGUUACAAAAAAUGCAUGUUAUUCACUGCAUCGAACAGCUACGCCAAACAAUACAAUGCGCGGGCGAUUUGACCCCCGUACCACUCCGUCCAUAUGGAGACGCAGACAAUGUUCAACUCAUUGGAACCCCGAUGGCACACACAUGCCGCGACUGGGACGUUUUUCGACGUUGGUACAGUGAGAGAGGAGCUGAGUGGGGAAACAUUGGCAGCAUGUAA
Glarea lozoyensis ATCC 20868 is the source of this 825-nucleotide messenger RNA. RefSeq lists its product as uncharacterized. Gene Ontology annotation, biological process: mycotoxin biosynthetic process. The coding region runs from base 1 to 825 and encodes 274 amino acids. The transcript has 3 exons. Lineage: Eukaryota; Fungi; Ascomycota; Leotiomycetes; Helotiales; Helotiaceae. The record is from RefSeq and is a predicted model, not a curated record.